Molecule: messenger RNA, 1575 nt
Organism: Brassica rapa (field mustard)
Lineage: Eukaryota; Viridiplantae; Streptophyta; Magnoliopsida; Brassicales; Brassicaceae
Source: RefSeq, a predicted model, not a curated record
AUGGAACCUUUCUCCUUUAAUCCUCCCGGGUUUGUUAACCUUUUAGCUUCGCAGAGGAGUCUACCAAUAGACGUUGACUCUGCUGAGGCAGCUGCUAUCUCUCCCGGGAUAGUGAAACCAGUGGAAAGGAGAAAGUGGGUACGCAAAGAAGACCUCGUGCUCAUCAGCGCUUGGUUGAACACGAGCAAAGAUCCGAUAGUCAGUAAUGAGCAGAAGGCAGGAGCGUUUUGGAAGAGAAUUGAAGAGUACUUCAACUCAAGCCCUCAGCUCAUUGGCGCCGUUCCUAGAGAAUGGAGUCAAUGUAAGCAGAGGUGGGGAAGGGUAAAUGAGCAGGUGUGCAAGUUUGUGGGAUGCCACGAAGCGGCUUUGAAGGAGCAAGCCAGUGGCCAAAAUGAGAAUGAUGUCAUGAAGGCUGCCCAUGACAUCUUCUUAAAUGACUAUGGUGCCAAGUUCGUACUUGAGCAUUGCUGGAGGGAGCUCAGGUUUGAUCAGAAAUGGCGAUCUUUCUCCUGCUCCAAAGAUGGUGGGAAGGAGAAACGGAAGGAAGCAUGUCCGGAGGUGGUGGCUGACGAUGCGGAGGUUAGGCCUCCGGGUGUUAAAGCGGCGAAACGCAAGAAGCACGGGAAUGAACACGCUUAUGAUCAAGUUCAGAGACAGGGAGUGCAGGUGACGGUUUGGAGGUCACGGGUGUUGGAGCUCACGGGUGUUCGAUGUUUGCUGGCUGUUUGUUUCACGGGUAGUUUGACUUUAGUCACGGGAAAGUGUACCAUUUUGUCUCACGGAAGGAACGGGCUAUCUGCACUUCAAAAGUGUACGGCAGCUAUACGUAUGCUGGCAUAUGGUCAAUCGGGAGAUACAUAUGACGAAUAUCUCCGACUUGGUGACAGUACAUCACGUUUGUGUUUGGCAAAUUUCACUGAUGCAAUAAUACAAUUGUUUGGAGAAGAGUAUCUACGAAAACCUACAGCCGAGGAUCUUCAACGCUUACUCGAUGUUGGAGAGGUACGGGGGUUUCCGGGGAUGAUAGGCAGCAUCGACUGCAUGCAUUGGGAGUGGAAAAACUGCCCAACGGCUUGGAAAGUUAAGUUCAAGGUCAACAACCACACUUAUCGUAUGGCCUAUUAUCUUACUGACGGAAUUUAUCCAAACUGGUCAACAUUUAUCCAAUCCAUCCCACUUCCUCAAGGUCCUAAAGCCGAGAAAUUUGCAGAAAAGCAAGAAUCCGCCAGAAAAGAUGUCGAACGGGCUUUUGGAGUAUUGCAAUCGAGGUUUGCAAUUGUUAAAAACCCAGCUCUACAAUGGGACAAGGAGAAUAUAGGAAAGAUCAUGAGAACUUGUGUCAUAUUGCAUAAUAUGAUAGUAGAGAACGAACGACACGGAUACGCUCAAAUUGAUACUUCUGAGUUCGAGUCAGGAGAAUCAAGCAGAAGUUCGAGGGUGACUAGGAGAGAAAGUAUUCAUGUCGGUGAUAUGUUAGGCAUGCGCAGAGAAGUUCGAGAUCCAGAGAAGCAUGCUCGUUUGAAAGCUGAUUUAAUGGAAAAUAUAUGGCAAAAGUUCGGUGACGAAAAUGAAUAA